ACAGUUACAUCGGACCCUAAAAAUUUUCAAACAUUCAUAUUCGUAAUUCGCAGAGUUGUAAUCAAAGAUCGUCUACUUGAAUUCUGAAUCUUCGCAAUGGCGGACGAGGCGAACAGAGCUACAUUUUUGGAAAUUCAAGGUCGCAUGAUUGAGAUUACUGGAAAGCUGAAGCAGGUGCAAAGUCAGGUACGAAACAAGGAGGGAGAAAAGAAGCGUGCCUUUUUAACCUUGGAGGAACUUAAACAGUUGUCCGAUGACACCAAUGCGUACAAAUCGAUAGGGAGAGCGUUUGUUUUAGAGCCGAAAUCGGUUCUAAUGGCGGAACAGGAGCAAAAGCUCAAGGAUAGUGAAGCUGCAAUUGUAUCACUGCAGAGCUCAAAGGAGUAUCUAGAGAAGCAAAAGGCGGAGGUGGAGAACAACUUGAAGGAGCUGUUGCAACAAGAUCCAGGUAUAGCUCGCCAGAUUAUGUCCAUGACUGUAGCAUAAGACAUGCUCUCCUCUCUCCAUUUGAAUCUGAAAUUAGCUGAUCUUGUUCACAAGAAUUUUAGUUUGUUGGUUGCUGUGUUAUUCUGAUGCCUAAACUCUGUUUCAUAUGCAUUACAUACUCCUUAAGUUCCCAGUUCUGUCAAGGGAUACGUUCGAAAUUUCUUAAUUAGAUAAUGGAUAGAAUGCCCAAAAAUGAUUCUCCA
Molecule: messenger RNA, 689 nt
Organism: Cucurbita maxima (winter squash)
Lineage: Eukaryota; Viridiplantae; Streptophyta; Magnoliopsida; Cucurbitales; Cucurbitaceae
Product: prefoldin subunit 1
Exons: 6
Coding region: 97-486 (129 amino acids)
Biological process (GO): protein folding
Cellular component (GO): prefoldin complex; cytoplasm
Molecular function (GO): protein folding chaperone
Source: RefSeq, a predicted model, not a curated record